Messenger RNA from Pogonomyrmex barbatus (red harvester ant), 2526 nucleotides. Its product is annotated as sterol O-acyltransferase 1. Gene Ontology annotation, biological process: cholesterol metabolic process. The record is from RefSeq and is a predicted model, not a curated record. NCBI's taxonomy places the organism in Eukaryota, Metazoa, Arthropoda, Insecta, Hymenoptera, Formicidae. Gene Ontology annotation, cellular component: endoplasmic reticulum membrane.
UGUCGCUUAGACUCAGAUAGUCGCGGAGCGUGCACGAAGUGAUGCGGGCGCAGUUGUGAUCGAGAGGCGAAGUCGUGAUCGAAAUCACGACGGGAGCAGUUCGUCGUCGUUGAGGCGCCGUUGAAAUCGUGAAAAUACAUCAAGAAAAAUUAAUAAUCGUCAAUUAAAAGUUUCAAUUAUUUACAAUCGUAAUAUAUUAUCAUAUUAUUAUAAUUAUCAAUUGUCUACAAUAUUAUACUAUAAUAUUACUAUAUAUAAUUAUCAAUUAUUUACAAUUAUGUCGUUAUAUAAUUGAGUGAAUUACGGCGAACGAAAAUCUACAAUUCGACGAACUCCUGUUGUGAUGUGGAGCAGUUGACUUUCUAGGAAGACCGCAAGAGCGUGGAACAGAGUUAUAUCUGGGAGUGUAAUAUCCUCGUGGGAAAAUUUCCGUAAAAUUUCCGUAAAAUUUGCCGAUCCUUCUUGUUGAGUCCGCACUCGUUAACCAUGGGAUCUGUUACGGAAACGUUAAACGUUGAACAUUCCGAGGAAACCCACACCAACGUCGCGAAAGGCUUUCACGAGAGGGUAGCGAACGGAAACGCAUCUACGGAUGUUUUACGUGAAACGACCGUUAAUGUACUGCGAAAGAAAAUACAGGAAAUGAGAGAGGAUGUUCUGGGACAUGUCAACAAUCGCAUUAACGACAUGAUCGUCCGACUGAUCACGAAUGGAGAUAUUUUUUAUGUCUCCAAUUUUAUAUACGUUUGCAGGAAAUCCGACAAAAAAGAUGAGCUGCCAGACAAAGAAUUCCUCGAGAGGAACUCGUUGCUCACCGAUCUCUUCGAGAUCCCUCACAUUCGCACAGUUUACAAUAUGUUUAUGGUGACCCUCAUGCUUUUGUUUGUCAGUACAAUCGUAUCUGACAUUAUGGAUUCGGAAACAAUUCACAUCGGUACCAAUACAUUACGAAAAGGUUUCACAAAAUUCCCCACGUGUGUCUAUAUUUGGUUCUUCAUGCAAACCGCGACAUUCAGUCUUUAUGUGUUUUUCAACAUCUGGGCGUAUCAACGACUCAACUUCAUGCCAAAAUCUUUCUUUCGAAAAAUUUGGGAUUAUGGCUGGCUGUCAACCUUUAUUUUGUAUCAAGUUUUAUUUAUAGUUUUGCCAGUCAGAGCAGUGAUUAACGAAGAGCUUUCUGUAGGUUCUAGUGUAAUUAUUCUUGCAGAACAAUUACGCAUGAUGAUGAAGACACACGCUUUUGUCAGGAGCACGGCAUCCAGAUUCCUGUCGUAUAAACCACAUAAUGAAACUCCACGGCCGAAUGGUCCCAAGUUUUCACACUAUUUGUACUUUCUGUUUGCACCGACUCUUGUGUACCGUGAUGAAUAUCCCAGGACGAAGAAGAUCAGAUGGACGGUGGUAGCUCGAAACUUUGCUGAAGUUGGUUUAGCGAUCUUUUAUCUCGCCCUUAUUUUUGAACGUCUUAUAAUGCCGACAUUUCAAGUGUUCGGCACGCGACAUCUGGAUCAAAAAUGGUUCAUCAGGAGUAUAAUCGAAACAUCCAUUCCUGGCAUUCUCUACUUCGUCACUGGACAAUAUCUAUUGUUGCACUCGUGGAUGAAUGCUUGGGCAGAAAUGCUGAGAUUUGCCGACCGAUUAUUUUACAAGGACUGGUGGAACUGCACGACCUAUCAUACGUAUUACCGCACGUGGAAUUUGGUGGUGCACGACUGGCUGUAUACUUACGUCUACAAAGAUAUGUACGACAUCGUGGUGCCGCGUAACAAGACACUGUCGGCCGCUGCUGUAUUUCUCAUUUCCGCCGUCUUUCACGAAUACAUAAUUGCAUUCAUGUUCCGUUUCUUUUACCCAGUAAUGUUCGUCUUGUUCGCCGGCAUUGGUUUCGCGAUGUUUUUCGUUCGUAAAAUCGUCACCAGCAAUAUCUUCAUGUGGUUUUCCCUUACCCUUGGCAACGGCAUCAUGUUCACUCUGUACUCGAUAGAGAUCUACGCUCGGUUCAACUGUCCCCCUCAUCCCAAUUAUUACUUGGAUCUGUUCAUACCGCGAAGCUGGACCUGUUCAAGCCAAUUUGAUGUAUAGAUGAAUAGAUCGCGGUGAUAUCUAUACUAAACUUUUCGCAAGAUGAUGCAUUUCCUACGUUCUAUUACUAGAGAAGUGUUUUUGAAAAUUGUUAUGUGCGAGGAACUUGGUUUAGUAUUCAACUAAAUCGAGUACUUUAGUGACAUAAGAUCAUGUAUCAAUAAUAGGGACAAUGGAGAUCCUAAAGCUGUUGUUAAUGAAUUUAUUGCACGUGAAAUUGCACAUCUAUAUUCUUUUUUUAUAUUAUUUUUGAACCUAAAAGUAAUAAGUGUAAUUUUUUCAAGAAAUUAUUAACGAAAAGAAUAGAUGAAAAAUGUAUUUUUUUGCAAUUUUGCUAGAAUAAACGUUCAUAACUGAUGUUAAAACGUACUCAAAAACUAAAUGAUGAUUUCGCUCUUCGUACAUCUUAACACUAAACAUUACUAACUUUAUGAUAAAAAAAAA